Molecule: messenger RNA, 3370 nt
Organism: Ctenopharyngodon idella (grass carp)
Lineage: Eukaryota; Metazoa; Chordata; Actinopteri; Cypriniformes; Xenocyprididae
Exons: 2
Coding region: 768-1901 (377 amino acids)
Molecular function (GO): catalytic activity
Source: RefSeq, a predicted model, not a curated record
GCGAGGCAGAACGCGAUGCCGUGGUCACCGGAGACUCCAUCGUCCGUCACGUCCACGCUACCACAACCAAAGGUAAGGUGCGCAGUCACUGUUUUCCUGGUGCUCGUGUUCUCGAUGUCGCUACACAGGUUCCCGCGAUCCUGAAUGGCGCUGAGAGCAUCGGAGCUGUUGUUCUGCACGUGGGGGUGAACGACACCAGGCUGCGGCAGACGGAGGUGCUGAAGCAGGACUUCAGGAGCCUGAUCGAGACGGUACGAGCCACAUCGCCCGCGACGAGGAUCAUCGUGUCCGGACCGCUUCCGACGUACCGACGUGGACAUGAAAGGUUCAGUAGAUUAUUUGCUUUAAAUGAAUGGUUAAUGUCUUGGUAUACUGAACAGAAGCUGCUCUUUAUAAAUAAUUGGAAUCUUUUCUGGGAGCGACCUAGGCUCUUCCGUGCUGAUGGCCUGCAGCCCAGCAGAAUCGGUGCUGAUCUUCUGUCGGAGAACAUCUCCAAGACGCUUUGCACCGUAUGACUAGUAAGUCAAACCUCAAAUCACAGUCUGUAUUCUGCCCACUUAAUUGAUAGAAAUGUGAGUGUAGUACAGUCUAUAGAAACUGUGUCUAUUCCCCGAAUAGUGAGGUUCAACAAUAAAAAUAAAGGAUCUAGAAAAAAUCUGAUCGUGAUCAAACCAGAAAUUCGCAAAAUUACUGAACAAAAACAAUUUCUAAAGCUAGAGCUACUAAACAUUAGAUCGCUGACACCUAAGGCGGUUAUUAUAAAUGAAAUGAUCACAGAUAAUAGUCUUGAUGUAAUUUGCCUUACUGAAACAUGGCUUAAACCAAAUGAUUAUUUCGAUCUUAAUGAGUCUUGUCCACCUGGCUACUGUUAUAAAAAUAAAUGCCGUCCGGUUGGCCGUGGCGGUGGUGUUGCAACAAUCUAUAGAGAGAUUCUUAACGUUACCCAGAAAACAAACUACAGGUUUAAUUCAUUUGAAAUUCUCGUGCUAACCGUUACACUCUCAGAUAUAAAUAAAAAGUCGCUACUAUCUCUUGCUUUGGCUACUGUUUAUAGACCUCCAGGGCCUUAUGUUGAUUUCCUAAAAGAGUUUGCAGACUUUCUCUCAGACCUAUUGGUCAACGUUGAUAAAGCGCUGAUUGUUGGAGAUUUUAACAUUCAUGUAGAUAAUACAAAUGAUGCGUUAGGGGCUGCGUUUACAGAUUUACUAAACUCGUUUGGGGUCAAACAAAACGUCACUGGACCCACUCACCGUCUUAAACAUACACUAGAUUUAAUUAUAUCACAUGGAAUCAAUCCUACUGAUGUAGAAAUUCUACCGCAAAGUGAUAAUAUCACUGAUCAUUACCUUGUAACAUGCGUACUGCAUACUGCUGAUAUUUGUCAAAUUGCGCCACGAUAUCGACUAGGUAGAACAAUUCUUCCGACAACUAAAGAUAAAUUCGCAAAUAAACUGCCUGAUCUGUCUCACCUGCUCAUUGUACCCAAACACACAAAUGAUCUUGAGAAAAUUACUAGCAGUAUGUGCACCACUUUCACUAGUACAUUAGAUACUGUUGCACCGAUGAGAUUAAAAAAGGUUAGAGAGAAAAAUACUGUACCAUGGUACAACAUUACUCACGCUAUCAAAAGAGAAACUCGUAAUCUAGAACGCAAAUGGAGACAAACUCGUUUAGAGGUCUUCAGAAUCGCGUGGAAAGACAGCUCGUCCCGUUAUAGAAAGACUCUAAAAGCAGCCAGGGCCGAGCAUCUCCGCAAACUCAUAGAAAAUAACCAAAACAAUCCAAGGUUCUUGUUUAGUACAGUGGCUAGAUUAACAAAUAAACAGACAUCACCAGAACAAAACAUUUCAUUACAGUUUAGUAGCGAUGACUUUAUGAAUUUCUUUACUGAAAAAAUCUAAAGCAUCAGAAAUACAGUUGUAAAUGUACAACCCUUGACAGAGUUUUAUGAUUCAGCCUCAAUUAUCGUCCCUCAAGAACAGUUGCAGUGCUUUACAACUAUAGGACAGGAAGAGCUAAAUAAACUUAUCACAGCGUCUAAACCAACAACAUGUUUAUUAGAUCCAAUACCCACUAAACUACUGAAAGAAUUGUUACCUGUAGCAGAAGAGCCUCUUCUCAAUAUUAUUAACUCGUCUUUAUCUCUAGGUCACGUUCCAAGACCGUUCAAGUUAGCAGUUAUUAAGCCUCUCAUUAAGAAACCACAAUUAGAUCCAAAUGUAUUGGCAAAUUACAGACCCAUUUCAAAUCUUCCAUUUAUAUCGAAAAUAUUAGAAAAAGUGGUGUCGGUCCAAUUGUGCUCCUUCCUGCAAAAAAAUGCUAUCUAUGAAAAAUUUCAGUCAGGAUUCAGGCCUCAUCAUAGCACAGAAACUGCGCUCGUUAAAAUUACAAAUGACUUACUUCUAGCUUCUGACCAAGGCUGUAGCUCAAUACUAGUGUUACUUGAUCUCAGUGUUGCGUUCGACACUAUAGAUCAUAAAAUACUCCUAGAUCGACUACAGAAUUACACUGGUAUCCAGGGACAGGCAUUACGGUGGUUUAGGUCGUAUCUAUCAGACCGUCACAAUUUUGUUUAUUUAAACGGGGAAGAAUCUAAGAUAACGAUAGUAAAUUAUGGAGUGCCUCAAGGAUCUGUGUUAGGCCCUCUGCUAUUUUCAAUAUACAUGCUGCCACUUGGUAAUAUUAUAAGAAGACAUGGAAUUAGUUUCCACUGCUAUGCCGAUGAUACUCAAUUAUAUAUUUCAACACAACCAGAUGAAAACUCUAAAUUAUCCAAUCUGACAGAGUGUGUUAAAGAAGUAAAACAUUGGAUGACUAGUAAUUUUCUUCUAUUAAAUUCAGAUAAGACUGAAGUAUUACUUAUUGGGCCAAAAACCUGUACACAGAAUCUCUCAGACUACAAUUUGCAUUUAGAAGGAUGUACUGUUACUCCAUCCUCGACAGUUAAAGACCUGGGUGUUAUAUUAGACAGCAACUUGUCCUUUGAAAAUCAUAUUUCAUAUGUUACAAAAACAGCCUUCUUCCACCUCAGAAACAUUGCUAAGAUACGGAAUAUGUUAUCUGUUUCUGAUGCAGAAAAGUUAGUUCAUGCUUUCAUGACGUCUAGACUAGAUUACUGUAAUGCAUUACUAGCUGGUUGUCCUGCUUCCUCAAUAAACAAGCUACAAUUGGUACAAAAUGCAGCUGCUAGAGUUCUUACCAGGUCAAGAGAAUAUGAUCAUAUAACACCAAUUUUAUCAUCUCUUCACUGGUUACCUAUUAAGUUCCGUAUCGAUUAUAAAGUACUGCUAAUGACCUAUAAGGCUCUAAAUGGUUUAGCUUCUGUGUAUUUAACUGAUCUUCUAUCGCCCUACAAUCCUUCACGCUCUUU